Messenger RNA from Hipposideros armiger (great roundleaf bat), 1195 nucleotides. RefSeq names its product myo-inositol oxygenase (gene MIOX). Gene Ontology annotation, biological process: inositol catabolic process. Gene Ontology annotation, cellular component: cytoplasm. The coding region runs from base 92 to 949 and encodes 285 amino acids. Gene Ontology annotation, molecular function: iron ion binding; inositol oxygenase activity. NCBI's taxonomy places the organism in Eukaryota, Metazoa, Chordata, Mammalia, Chiroptera, Hipposideridae. The record is from RefSeq and is a predicted model, not a curated record. The transcript has 10 exons.
UGUCUGGUCACUUAUGUAACCUGUGGGCAUAUAUAGGGGCACACAGCCCCGUGGGACUCUUACCCACCUGCCAGCUCUGCUCCCUCUCAGGAUGAAGGUAGCUGUGGGCCCAGACCCUUCCCUGGUCUACCGGCCUGAGCUGGUCCCAGAGGCGGCCAAAGACAAGAGCGGCUUCCGGAACUACACCUCCGGCCCGCUCCUGGACCGCGUCUUUGCCACCUACAAGCUCAUGCACUCGCAGCAGACGGUGGACUUCGUCAGGAAGAAGCACGCCCAGUUUGGGGGCUUCUCCUACAAGAAAAUGACUGUGUUGGAGGCUGUGGACAUGCUGGACGGACUGAUAGACGAGUCAGACCCAGAUGUGGACUUCCCCAACUCCUUCCAUGCCUUCCAGACGGCGGAGGGCAUCCGGAAGGCCCACCCUGACAAGGACUGGUUCCACCUUGUGGGGCUCCUGCACGACCUGGGGAAGGUCCUGGCUCUGGCAGGGGAGCCUCAGUGGGCAGUGGUUGGAGACACCUUCCCAGUCGGCUGCCGUCCCCAGGCCUCUGUGGUUUUCUGUGACUCCACCUUCCAGGACAACCCUGACCUCCAAGAUCCUCGAUACAGCACGGAACUCGGCAUGUACCAGCUCCACUGCGGGCUGGAGAACGUCCUCAUGUCCUGGGGCCAUGAUGAGUACAUGUACCAGAUGAUGAAGUUCAACAAAUUCUCCCUCCCGCCGGAGGCCUUCUACAUGAUCCGAUUCCACUCCUUCUACCCGUGGCACACGGGUGGCGACUACCGGCAGCUGUGCAGUGAGCAGGACCUGGCCAUGCUGCCUUGGGUGCAAGAGUUCAACAAGUUUGACCUGUACACCAAGUGUCCCGACCUGCCAGACGUGGACAAGCUGCGGCCCUACUAUCAGGGCCUCAUCGACAAGUACUGCCCCGGUGUCCUAAGCUGGUGACCAGCCUACCUACCCCGCUGAGGCCCAGCCGAGUGCCCCAGGGUGACAGCCACUGUCAGGCACAGUGACAGCUCACCGCAGCCUCUCUGUUGACCCCACACACCCGCCUAUGGUCUGUACUUCCCACCUUAGUCCACUCUGUCCGGUGGCAAUAAAGACCGUGAAGCAGCUUGACCAUGACCCUCACUGCGGCCGGCGUGUUGUGGCUGCAGGGCAGGCAAGGCCAUGGCUUCUGAGAUACGUGUA